CUGCCUACUGGGUAUGGCCUGGGCAAUGGGUGACACGUCACGAGUGACCAAUUUUCUUUUAUUUAUUAUAUAAUUUUUUAAAUAUUUGAGUCUAUAUAGUAUAGAUCUAGAUCUAUCAUCUAGAGUUAGAGUCCUAACUAGUCCUAAUUACCUAAUUGUUACUUAUUAGUAGAUCACAGCUGCACUCCCCAUUAAUUUUAAUCUUCGGACUCGAAGACAAGCCUUCCUUAAUAAAUCGCCUUCCAGGCUACCUUAUUAUUAAAUAUAAUUCAUACUCAUAGAUCAAAUGGUGGCCGAUAUUGGCAUUGUAGUAUGUAGGUAUCAGGGCAUCUGAACUAAUACUUUAAAAUACCUCAUAGAUUGAUUGAUUCUAGAUUUAGAUGUAUAAAAUAUACUAGAUGAUCAAUGAUGUAUUUAUUAUUUUAUAAUUUUAUAUGUAGAUCUAAUUAGUAAACUCUAUAUCAGUGUCAGUGAUUCCCAAAGUGGUCAAUAUAGACCCCCUGGGGUCUAUGAAGACUUCCAAGGGGUCUACGAAAGUGAAAAAAUAAAUUAGGGGUCUAUGAGAUGCCCACAGGGUCUACAAUAAUGGAUUUUAUUUAAGCAGGCAAGCGGUUGCCUAGGUGACUAAUUACACUGGAGGAUCAUUUGAGAUGAUGCCACCCUGAUAAAAAGAUAAAGGUUUGAAAAACUUUCAAAAGAUAAAGUUCAGAAUAGACCAACAAAAUCUCUCUUCAACAUCAUACAGGGCAGAAGGUGGUUUGUGAGCGUCUUACAAGAUCUCUUUACUUUUACUAAAUAUGGAAAACACUAUAGAUAACACUAUAGAUAAAACAUUGAUUUUUACCAGCCGUUGAAGAAUUUUUAAAAAAUAAUUAUUGUAUAAAAACCUACAUCUGAUAUUAUUAAAUGAAUUUCUUUAAGCAACAAUACAGUCCAAGGGAACAUCGGUGGUAUGAUUUAUAACAUUAAAAGCUUCUUAUGCUAUGUAAUUCUUUGCAAACGACAUAUACAGUUUGGGAUCAGUGGGAUUGCAGUUUCUGACAGGGUGUAGCACUGUGCUGCAAACUGCCUAAGGGUUGCCAUGUUUGGGUAUAGCUGCAAGGCAGCAGAGGUUUGAAUUCAGUUUACCUUCUGCUAGGUGGGUUGCAAGCCUUUAUUCUGUGUUUUAUCUAUUUGUUUUUUCCAGGUUAGUCUCGGGUCAUAGGUGACUCCAAGAUAUGUAGGGCUGUCAUUUUUUUUUAAAGCUUCCUUAUCUAAUGUUAAUUUUAUUGUUUGUUGUUUUGUUGACAGUGAGAAUAUGGUAGACCUAUUUAAUGUUAUGACCUUAAGCACAUUAAAAUACAUAAAUCACAUCUUUUCUUUUGACAAUGUUAAAUGUUCUUUAAUUUUUUAUUAAUAAUUGAAUUACAGAAGGGCCCAUCUUCAUAAGUUUUCCCUUUGAGACUUUGCAAUCCAUGGGGCAAAUGAUGUAAAGGUCAUCUGUUUCUCUAGCCCAUGGUUAAUGAUGGUGUAAUGUAGCCAGCUCAAUGACCAACCGCCUUUAUUCCUAAUAAAUGUCAUUUACCCAAUAAGAUCCUGAAAUUAAAAAUCCAGUCUUUUAUAGGAAUCGAACCUGGGUCCCUUUGAUCCAUUUAUCCACUUUGCCUCCUCCCUGUUGAUAACCAAUGACAAAAAACAUGUACCCUAUACAGAUUUAGUACCAAGUCGUAGAAAUGUGCAACUUGUCACCUCUGAAGGCGUUUAAUUUUUCAGUUGUGAUUUGCAUAAUAAACAAGUUUCUGCUUUAAAAAAGUCUUAAAACGACUGUUCUGUCCAAUUAUGAAGCCACCAUCAUGGCUAGGGGCUUAUGGUUUAUUCCAAGACAACUGAUGUAUUAUCAUUGCUAGGUGUAUGCCUAUUUGUUUAACCAAGUCUUCAGACUUCCUGAUAUAUGAAAUCUCAUAAAUGACUCUUUGAUUACCAUUUUUCAGGAGAUCUUGAAACAAUAUCAGAAACUGAUGUUUAUCUAAUCAACAAUUUUAUCUCUUGAAUGCUAUCAACAAUUGAAGAGAAAACUUGAUUUGGAACUUCUCUUUUUUUUUCUUUUGUUACAACAACUCCAGUAUUUUGAAUUGAUAAUGAAAGAACAUUCAAUCUGGCGAAGUAGGCUACACCACCUUGGCCAGCGUAUGAUUCAGCAAAAAGUUGUUGGUGAAAAUGAUAUGAAGACAGAACUGCGAAGAUGUCUAACCACUCCUCAGUUGACACUGCUGGGUGUAGGAAACACAAUUGGUGUUGGAAUCUAUGUCAUGUUAGGAGUCAUGGCUAAGGAGAAUGCAGGGCCUUCUGUAAUCCUGUGCUUUGCUGCAGCUAUUUUUGUCACAUUAAUGAAUGCUUUGGUUUACGCUGAGUUUUCCACCUACAUUCCACAAACUGGUGCUGCCUAUAUUUAUUUUUACAAGGUUUUUGGUGAAUUUGCUGCAUUUCUCUGUGGCUGGUUGAUUCUCAUUACUUUCACAUUCGCAAGUUCUGUUGGGGCUCGUGCUUGGAGUGGAAUGUUGGAUUCAUUCUUCAACAACACCAUUCAGGACCAAACCACAAAAUUCUUUGGGAAAAUCCAGUUUGGCAUGCCAUUUGCAGAAUCUUUAGAUGUCCUGGCCUUUGCCUUUCAGAUAGCUGUUGUCAUAAUUGUAUCCUGCAAUGUCAUGUGCUCAUCUAUAAUCAACACUAUCCUCGGUGUUCUCACCUCUUCAGUUCUUAUAUUUGUCUUCAUUGUCGGUAUCAUCUAUGGGAAUCCAGAAAACUUUCGAAACACUGAGCAUGGUGGCUUUUUCCCAUUUGGUAUCGUUGGAGUAAUCAAGGGAACCUCAUUGGCUCUAUAUGCUACAAGUGGUUUUGAUAUUAUCUGUCUUUCUGCUGAGGAAGCUAAAAAUCCUGCUAAGGCCAUUCCACGAGCAAUAAUACUUGAACUGUUGAUUGUUGGUGCUGUUUAUAUUGGAGCUGCUGUUGGGAUGCUAUUUCUGAUCCCUUACUGGCUGAUAGAUCUGCGCUCACCCCUACCCUCUGCAUUUGAAUAUGUUCACUUACCAUGGGGGAAAUUUAUUGUUACUAUUGGCCCCAUGUUUGGUGUCACCAACCUUCAGAUGUUGGGGAUCUACAGCGUGUCCAGGGUCAUGUAUCGGAUGUCUAAAGAUGGUCUGUUUCUCCAAUGUUUCCUCAAAGUCAACAAGAAGACUGGUGUUCCACUUAACAGUGUGGUGUGUGUGGGUGUCUUGACCUCUGUCACAGCCUUGCUGUUUGACCUUUCGUACAUCGUCAAAAUCACUGUUCUGCUAAUGAUGAUGAACUCCGUCAUGGUGGGUACGGCCCUCAUCAAACUGAUCAUUACAGAGGGCAACAGGACUGACAAUUUCUCUGAGCCAAACUCAGGAAGCUACCAAAGAGAUAAAACUGAACAAGACUUUAUUGAGAAUGAGAUUGUGGUGGGUGAGUGUAGAACCAGCGAUAGUGCAGAAAACUUGGCUGUAGUAACGGAGGAAAAUGGUCAUGUAGUUUUCUCAGAGUCAGCACCUACCCUUGAAUUCAGGGCAGUUGACAACAACAGUCUAGAAAACACAUUCAAUAAUCAUAUUCAAAAUAAAGGAGCCGGAGUUUCUGAAAAUUCUGACCUAACAAAUGAGCUGGAAAGAAGUUCAGACGAAUCAAGGAAAGGUGGAACUACUGCUACCACAGCUUACGAUGAAACAGAAGAUGAUUUGCUCUUUCAGAAAUCUGCCAGUGUUCAUCGUUGCCCUGCUUAUCAGGAAAGGAGCCUUGCUUUACAGGACUCCAACAUGGGUGUCAAGCAGAGAAUUGCUGCAUGUCUUUCCCCCUUCUUUCCUGGUAUUCUGUCUGUAAAUGUGAUGCUGACUCUACACUGGCUAGCCUGUGUAGCUCUAGCAUUACAGAUCAACUUUGGAUAUAAAGACAUUAUACAGCUGAAGUUGGUCAGUAUCCUGUCUCUCAGCAUUCUCCUUGUCCUGCUAGUUCUCAUAUCAUUCUUUUUGUGGUCACAGUGUCACAGAUCCAACCGACAAGGUUUCCAGACUCCAUUGAUGCCGUUCAUCCCAACAAUGUCUGUGCUGUCUAGCGCUAUCUUGAUGUUUUCUGCAGGAGAUAUGUCUGGCUUCAUUGAAGUUAUUAUACUUGUUGUUUUAGGAGCUAUAUUCUAUGUUAUCAUGGUGCUGUGCAAGUUUAACUCAGAACGCAGUUUUUCGUUGCCUGAGGGCUGUGAUGAGAGAAAUAGUCUUCUGGCUGGCAGUGGAGAUGAUGCUGAUGAUGAAAUAGAAUCGGAUGAAAUUUAACUUUUUUUUAAAUAUGUAAACUAUUAAUUGUUCUUAGCUGGUGGGUUUGUUUGUUUUUUGACAUUCCUUUUUUAUUGUUUGUUUUUUGUUGUUUUUUUUUCUUGUUUUUUUUAGAACCUGCAUUUAAAAUGUACAGCAGAACAAUGUCAAGAAACAAAUAAGAAAGUAUAUGUGUAAACCCAAUAACUUGAAAGAUCUGUGAUUUUCAUAUAAUUGCUUACCCGUUAAUGUUCAUGAUUGGUUAUGCUCUUAAUUUGCAAUAAUUUGAUUGUAAAAUUUUGUAUCAAUUUCAUCUUUGUCUAGGAAGUCAUGUCACAUGACCUCCAUCAGAAAUGUUGCUAUUUAUAGAAGUUUUAUAGAAGUAUUUGUUGUUGUUAUCUUGGUGCCCAGUGGCAAAGUGAAAUUUACAAAAAAAAAAUGUAGACUACACAGUGCAGACAUUUUUCGGCCACUUUAACCUUAGCUGCUGGCAGACUUUAUGUAACUGAAGAAAAAAUGUGAACAUACUAUGAAGAAGGUGAACAGGCUUCAGUUUCUCUUUUGGCUGGAUAGAAAAUUGCUGUUUUAUUAUUAUAUUUGUUACCUAUAUUUAGACUGUACACUUUAAGUAAUAGGAUUGUGUUUGUACUCAUAGUUGUAUAUCAGUUUUGCAAGAUGUAUAACAAAUGUGAAUCUUUCAUUUUCUUUUUCUUAUUUAUUAUGUUGGUUUUUGUUUAUAAUAAUAAAAAUACACAAUCUCACCAUUGUUCUAGUCAGCUGUCCUUGUUGCUGAUUCCCUGUAAAUGAUAAAGAGUGCAUCCAAGUAAAAUAUACAUAAAACAUUGCACCUAUAAAACACCCAUAAAUUCUAAUAUUGAUAUAUCAUACAUCAUAUGAAAAUAAGGAUAAAUCUUCUGAGCUGUCUGCUACCACCUCUGUGCUGAAUUCAUUUUGUGCAACUCCUUACCAUGAGCCUGUGUCAUCCCUAUGAGACACAUUUAAAUUUCUUUAAGAUCUAUAGAAGUGCUUUAAGAUUUGGACUAUAUUGAUAGUUAUUUAAUCUUGAGGGGAUAAAUAAUUUGAUGCCUUUAUUUUUGCAGAGUUUGCUUUUCAAAACAAGGCAAUUUGUAUUAAAGGUUUAGGCAAAAUGAAUAGUCUGUUACAGCUGAAUGCUAUUCUCAAAAACAAGAUAAUGUCCACCUGAGUGCUAGUGAACAGUUUUUAAGCUAUUUGAUGUUUAAAUUGUCAGUGUCUCAAAAAUAUGUUUACAGCUACCAUUUCUAUUUACUGCAUUGUAGCAUCAGCAAAAUCUCAUUUUCUAUUUGCCCAAGAGAUUCAUUACUUUACAGAAAUGCCAUUUUUUGUGACAAUCUUGUCAUUAUAUUUUUCAAUGUAUACACUUUUACAUUAAAGUUUUGAAAUUUUUUUCAAGUAAAUUUCUUUAAAACAAGUGAUAAAUGGCAUUACUGUCAGUCUAGUGUUUAUAUUUUAUUUGACAUACAAUAUAAACCUUGGUCUAUUUGUUAAUAUUACAAAUCAAUCCACUCAUUCAUUUCAUUUUUUGUUAAAAAAAAAUUUCAAAUGAAAAAAAAUGUUUUGUUUAUACCUUGUACAUUUUCCCCCCUAUAAUUUAUUGAGAUGUAAAUUUACUGCAUUAAGUUAGGCCAAUGUGAAGAAAAUUAUAAAAAUUCAAAUAACCGAAAGUUUAGAACUUUUGUUUUUUACAAACAAAACAUUUUUUUUUUUUUUUGUUGAACUAAAGAAGUACUAAUUUUUUAUUUAUUUAUUUAUUUUACUUUUGCUUUCCUUCAGUAAAACAAUGUUAUGGGAAAAUAUUUUUGAAACAUCAAUAUUGUUACACCAAAAGAAUAUUUUAUGUUUAAAAGUAAUAAUUAUCAGACAUUCUUACAUUUGUUUUCCCCUUCUGUUUUUAUAUUGGUUGGGGUAGCACAAUGUGGAGAUGACAUUUGUUUUAAUGAGUGCGUUUUCUCCAUACAUGAGAUAUUUCUUAUGUUGCUUUGACAUGGUUGUUGUUUUUUUUGUUGUUGUUGUUGUUUUUUCUAUAUACAGUUGACUCUUAUUAGUCUGACACUUUAAAAUCUGAUGCUGUGCUGAUGAAAAUUUGUGUAAUUAAUGUAUACUGUAACUAGUAUAUUUGUAGAAUAUAGGUAAGCUUAAGUUGUAAUUAAGUGCAGUAUGUGAAAGCUGAAAAUUAUGUGUUGUUGGUUAGUUUUUUUUUUAGAUCAAUUAAUGUUUUUUUUUUUCUUUUUUUGACUAUUGUUUAUUUUGGAGGUUUGGUGGCUGAGCAGUAAAGCGCUUGGCUUCUGAACCGGGAAUCCCGGGUUUGAAUCCUGGUGAAGUCUGGGAUUUUUAAUUUCAGGAUCUUUGGGCGCCUUGAGUCCACCCAGCUCUAAUAGAUACCUUGCAUUAGUUGGGGAAAGUAAAGGUGGUUGGUAGUUGUGUUGGCUCCAUGACACCCUCAUUAAUCGUAGGCCACAGAAACAGAUGACCUUUACAUCAUCUGCCCUUUAGAUCACAAGGUCUGAAAGGGGAACUUUACUUUUUUUUUUUUACUUUAUUGUUUAUUUUACACCAUUUUUUUUACUUAUUAAAUAGACUUUUCUGAAUUUUCUGAACAUAUACAGUUCAGUUUCAUGAAUUACAGCUAACCUUUGUAGUUUGACAACUUAAGGCCCACCAUCCCCCGUACCAUAACUGUCAGAAUUAUCAAGAGUCAACUGUAUUAUAUUUUGUGUUGUUUGAUUUUUUUAAAAUCUAUUCAGAAUGUUUCAUCCUGUAUUCUUUGGUGCUCAUGUAUUUUGUUGAAGAAUUUUUAUUUUUUUAUGACAAUUGACAUGCAUAGAACUCGAGCAUAAUGGGAAGUAAUGAUGAGGUUGAAAGAACCAAAUUAUGUCAAGAUACACUUGAUUGUCUAGUAGUGUCAAUUUUCAACUUUGUGAUUGUCUAGUAGUGUCAAUUUUCAACUUUUUGAACAAUUAAACAUACUGGUAUUUAACAUUUUAUUAUGCAGCACUCAUUGUUGGUGCCAAAGGACUAAAUAGACAUACCAAAUAAAUCAAACAAAUGGCAGUAAAACUUCUUUAAUAUUAGCAGUGUAUUUCUCUUCUUCUAUGUUGAUUUGCUUUUAUUACUUCCAUCAGUUAAAAAGGAAUGGUAUAUAGCAAUUGUGAAGCACUGGGCUUCCGACCUGGGAUCGAAGGUUCCAAUCCUGGGAUAUUUAAUUUCAAGAUCUUUGGGCAUCUCUUGAGUCCACCCGUCUCUAAUGGGUACCUGACUAUAGUUGGGGAAAAGUAAAGGUGGUUGGUAGUUGUGCUGGCCACAUGACACCUUCGUUAAUCGUGGGCCACAGAAACAGAUGACCUUUACAUCAUCAGCCCUAUAGAUCGCAAGGUCUGAAAGGGAACUUUACUUUUUUAUAGUAGCCUUCCUUAUUUUGAAAUUGAAAUUAAGAGACUGGGUCUAUUUAUGCAAGAAUGUACGUCAACACACUGUUAUGGAUCUUCUACUACUACAGCAGUUACCCUUUACCUGGUCGCAGAAAACUUGCUGGUGCCAGUUACAUAAUGUUGUAAUUGUUUUGCUGUCCUAUUACCUAGCAGAGACAGGGUACUCUAUGCAAACUGGAUACAUUCUUUCAUACUGUCACGACUAUAUAGAUGUGCAUCAGACCAUCAACAACACCAUCUCAAAACAAAAGAAUGUUUCAGAGCCAGUAAUUAAAAAUAUCAAAUUAUUAUUUGGUAGUUCUUUCAUAUUUCUUAAUAUUUUUGGUUACAUUGCCUUGAACCUGGCUUGCCCACCUGAUCUUUUGAUAUUUGAUUCAUAAACUUUAAAUAUUUUAACCACUUAACUAAAAGCAUGCAGAAAUAAAAAAUAACUCCCACCGUCUAUGAACACUUGCUUUUGUGUUGUUGUUUCUUUUACAUUGAAUAUAUACUUGUUAGGUUAAAUUAUAUUAUAACAAUCAAACUAUAUUGCAUUGGGUUUUUUAUGAGACGUCAAAUUUUUUGUUUGAGGUCGUUUGUCUUUUUUUUUUUUUUUUGCAACUUCAGUGUAGCUUUCAGCAGCACCAAUGUUAUGGCUUAAAUCAUAUUUUUACAUUAUACAUUUCAUCUGAUUAUUUUAUUAAAUUCAGUUAGCAGAUAUAUAUAUAUAUAUAUAAAUUCCAUUUAUUGUUUUUUAGAUUUUUUUUGUUCCUUAAAUUUACUUGGGUGAGCUAUUCAACAGAAAUCAUUUAUCUCCCUCUUGCUUUUUUUUUUUACAAUUCCUAUUAUCAGCUUGCAAAUUCUUUAUGGGAUCUGGGUGGGUGGGUAAAUACAGAUCUUGAAAAGAGCUCUAAUGAUUUUGCUACAACUUGGUCAGUUUAUGUUUAACUUAGGAAAAAAAAUAAUCGCUAAUUGGCCACACAUGGAAAACUCUUGUUUGACUGUUGUAAUUUUCAAAAUAUAAUCAUCUUAAAAUUAAAUUUGGUCAAGAGAUCUAUCUUGAGAAUGAGAAUUUCCACAUAUAUUCACUAAAUUAAAUAACCAAAUAGAGCUUCAGGAAUAUUGUGUGCUCUAUCUUAUGUAGAAAUCAAUCUAGACUACUGUCUUUUUAUGUUUCCAAGUCUGGAUCUGUAUGACCAAACUAGAACCUUCUAUACCAUAUCUCUAAAUAAUUCAGUAUUUUCUUUUUUCUUAUUUAAUUUAAAGGAAAAGUGUUUUGUCAAGUUUUUUUUUUUCUUUGAAAACCUGACUUUUACUACAAAUGUUUAGUAUGCCAAUAACUUAAUAGAUUUUUUUUUUUCAAGUUGUAUAUUAAUUCUCUUCAUUGAUAAUCUAGGACAAAUGCACACAAAUGUAUUUAGUUUGUUCAAUAUAAUGGUUGGUGCUUUAUGAUAAUUUUAUUUUUAGCUUGUCCAAUGAGUUUCAUAGACAUGUGAGGAAAGGAGUAUCUGCGAGUUUUCUAUGCAGUGUUAAGUCACUUAGCAAACAGUUCAUCUGGCACUUGAGUCUCAGAUUUUUUACACAUUAUACUCACUGCCCCAAAAAGUAAUUUUCCAUUUCAAUAAUUUAUGUACUUGUUGUUUUAAAAAUAAUUGCCUUUUUUCUUUGAAACAAAUCUGUAUUUAUUUUCAACUUUUGGAAAUUGCAUUGAUCUAAUUAUAGCAUGAAAUGAUUCAGAGUUGAAUUUUCUAUUUCUUUUAUCAAAUGUCUCAAUCAGACGCUUUAUUUUACAUGUUGAACAUUUUGAAACUUCUGCUUUAUAUAAAUUUUGAAUUCCACCAGUUUGUCUCUAAAUUGUUUUAAGCUGUAAAUGUGCUGUGGUGUCUGAGUGGUGAAGCACUUGGCUUCUGAACCGAGGGGUCUUGGGUUCCAAUCCUGGUGAAAACUGGGAAUUUGAAUAUGAGUCCACCUGACAAGAGUUGGGAGCAUCAUUAACCCUGGGACACAGAAACAGAUGACCUCUACAUCAUCUGCAAUAUAGACCACUAGGUCUAAAAAGGGAGCUUUAUUAAAUAUGCUUUGACAAGCAUGUAACAGUCAUCGCAUGGGUUGGUAGGACCUAAGUCUUUUUUUUUCCCCUAAAAAGGAGAAACUCACGCCCCAUAGCAGAAAAAGUUCAAUGUCUUGGAUAUUUUUUUCUUAUUGAAUGUAUCCUGUAUCCUUUACUUUUUUAUGCUCUCCACUCUAAAAGUGUCUUCCAAGUAUGAUCAAGCCCCUCAAAUAGGGGCCCGGAGUGAUUUGAACCCCCCAGCUAUGCCACUGAGACGCCAACAUUGAACAGUGGAGUAAUAAAUUUAGUAUUCUCCCAAGAAUGUUACACAAGUCAGUUCAAAAUGUGUGAAGUUAAAGAAAAUAGAUAGCAACUGUGUUAUACCCUUUUGUAGAAUACUCAUCACUAUUAGAUGCUGCAUAUAAUAUAUCUAGGAUGAUGUUAUACCUAUGAAAUAUGUUUUAUUUUUGUUUUGUUUAUUCCCACGAGUAAUAAAUGUAUGACUUGAAACAAAUUCUAUUAUUACCAUUAAAAAAUUUAAGCUUUA
Molecule: messenger RNA, 10344 nt
Organism: Biomphalaria glabrata
Lineage: Eukaryota; Metazoa; Mollusca; Gastropoda; Planorbidae
Product: cationic amino acid transporter 4-like
Exons: 10
Coding region: 2118-4322 (734 amino acids)
Biological process (GO): transmembrane transport; amino acid transport
Cellular component (GO): plasma membrane
Molecular function (GO): amino acid transmembrane transporter activity
Source: RefSeq, a predicted model, not a curated record